CGAGAUCUGGAUUCAAAGGCUUGCAUUACAAUUGGAGAUCGAAAUUUUGUGGUGGAAGCUGAUGAUUUGGUACCUAUCAAUGAACUGGGCCGAGGAGCAUAUGGAGUGGUGGAAAAGGUGCGGCAUACCCCCAGUGGAACCAUAAUGGCUGUGAAGAGAAUUCGAGCAACUGUGAACAGCCAGGAACAAAAGCGAUUGCUAAUGGACCUUGAUAUCUCAAUGAGAACUGUUGACUGUUUUUAUACAGUCACAUUUUAUGGAGCAUUGUUUCGUGAGGGUGAUGUGUGGAUAUGUAUGGAACUACUGGACACAUCGCUGGACAAAUUUUACAAAAAAGUGAUCGAGAAAGGAAAAACAUUUCCUGAGGAUAUUUUGGGAAAAAUAGCUGUGUCUAUUGUAAAAGCAUUAGAACACUUGCAUAGCAAACUUUCUGUGAUUCACAGAGAUGUAAAACCUUCAAAUGUUCUCAUCAAUAAAGAAGGGCACGUGAAAAUGUGUGACUUUGGGAUUAGUGGAUAUCUGGUGGACUCUGUGGCUAAGACGAUGGAUGCAGGCUGCAAACCGUACAUGGCUCCCGAGAGGAUUAACCCAGAUCUGAAUCAAAAAGGAUAUAAUGUGAAGUCUGAUGUCUGGAGUUUAGGAAUCACAAUGAUUGAAUUAGCAAUCCUACGGUUUCCCUAUGAAUCCUGGGGUACACCAUUCCAGCAGCUGAAGCAGGUUGUGGAAGAACCUUCUCCCCAGCUACCCGCAGAUCACUUCUCCAAGGAGUUUGUAGAUUUCACAGCGCAGUGUUUAAAGAAGAACCCCAAAGAUCGUAUGAGCUAUAUAGACCUUAUGGAACACCCGUUCUUCAAAACACAUGAUGCUAAUGAAACAGAUGUGGCUUCCUUUGUAAAGGAGGUUUUAGGAGAUGAUCCCAUCUGAAGUCUGAGUGAAUAGUAAAUGCAAUGUUGAUUCCUUUUUUGUUCCUGCAUCAUCCAAUGGGAUUUCCAUUUAAGAGUGAACCUAGUUACCUAAGGCGAGGCAGUUGAGUUUAUGGCUGUUUGUGCAGGUUGGUCUGUGCUUGACGGAAAUCUGUCUGCUAUAUCUAGGAGAUUCUGAGAGGUUUAUGCUUGCACCCUAGUGAUCAUUACCAAAGCUGCUACUCCCUGUAAGAUCCAAAAUCAAUGUGUGCAGAUUAAAAGCAAAUCCAAGCCCAGUCCCUCUGGGUGUGUGGGAGCAGAAGAGUCCGGUGUAAGUCAGGCCUGGAGAUAGCAGAGUCUGGAACAGUAGCAAAAGACUAUGCUCUUUGCUUUUUUAAAUUCAAUUCAAGCCCAAGCAGCCAUAAACUCUUGAUUCUACUCCUGGCCAGAUUAAUGUUGGCCAUUGUAUAUAUUUAAGUGAGAGUCCUGCUUCUAAAAAGCAGAACAAGGAAAAUAGACCUUUGACAAUCAUACAUUCACUUGAUGGUAUUUAUCUUUUGUUUGUUGCAUGGGUUUUCAUUCUGUGUGUCACUGGGGUUUAAACAUGUAGCACUUCAGAAACCAGCAAGGAUCUCAAUGAAGACCAAUUACUGUGAAAACUAGCAGAAUUAAGGCAACCAUCUGUGAAAAGAUGCCCAAUUUAAUGGAAGUCCUAACUAGUAAGUGAGGAAAGAUCUUCCCAGACAUUUGUUGCAUGGUUGUCAGCCUCUAAUGUCUCCAAAAAAAAUUAUACUUGGAUGUUUGUAUCCAUACCACGGAAUUAAUUGGGAUAACAGUCAGGAUAUCUAAAAAAACAUAUUUAUUUCUGAUACGGCAGAAAGGUUUCCACAAAAUAAUUUGGAGCAGCAAGCAGUGUUGGGCUACAAGACCGAAUGAUGAGUGCUUGUUCCUGCUGCCCAAUACAGGAGUUCACACAUAUUUCUGAAUAUGGGGAAAGGAAGCUGCUGUGCAGGGGCUAAAGUGUUUCUGCAUUACGGGUAAUAGAAGGACGUGUUUGACUUUGUACAUUCCAACACACUGUAGAUCUCAAUAUCAGUACAGACUUGGCAUGCUGUUUGCCAAAAUAUUGGGUGUUGGAGAGUGGUGGGUGUAUGGAAACACAGCUUUAGGAGCAGGUGCAACAACAAAUGAACAGAGGAAACUAAAUGAAGCUUGAAUAAUUUGCAUAAAUAUAACCUACAAUAUUUACUUAAAAAAAUAGAAAAAUGGGAACAAACUGGAUUUUGUCCACCUUUUUAGGAUUCAAAUUUUAUGAUAUCCCAAUUUUCUAAAAAGCAAUUCAGAGGUGAUUAGGAUAAAACCAUUACUUCAUUGUUAUUGCACCGUUUUAUUGUGCAAAACUGAGUUGCAUCUGCUCGUUUUAUAUGCUUCAUGUAUUUGGUAGUGGUACAGAGCUUAGAUAGUCCUUUGCACUUUCAGACUUAUGCUGAGAAGCCUCUGACUGGAUGUAUUCUGCAAGGGGCUGAGAUUGCUCUGCUGCUUUUGAAAAAGAGCACUGUCUUUACAAAAGAGUACUACACACAACCUGAAAAUAUUUGCAACACCCGCCUCAACUGCAGAAGAAAAAUUCCAUAUUUAUGAAUCCCAUUUGUAUAGGGCUGUAAAGAUAUCCAAGCAGAUGUCCAUACAUGAACCUUUUAUUCCGAGAAAAUUCUAGCAUAGUUACACAAUCUACAUUGGAUUAUACCUGACAAUCUCAUCUCAUUAAUAUAUACAAUAGUAGACUUGCGUUAUUUCGUAAUACAGCAUGGUCUCCCUUGGUUCCUCAGUUAAUUAGUGCUGAACUGGAACAGGUGGGUUGAAGGAUCCCAGGUUCGUUAUCUAGAAUGUGCAGUUAGCUAAUCUUGGCCAAGGAUGGUGGAAAGAUUGCUAUUUAUGAUUCCUUGUAAGUAUCAAGUUCAUAAACAUUUUCAUUAAUUACUUACUGAUAAGUUACAGAAUGAGCUUUAAGGUAGCUCAAUGUGUUUAUCUUUAUGGUAGUUGAAGAACCAAGACUACCUGUCCAAUAGCCUUUUAAUGCUGAGUUAAUGGCAGUAGAGGGACUGUAAUCUUCUAUGACAUCUCUGCAUUUAGAGUUUGGACAUCAGCCAGGGUUCAUCCAACAACUUUCCUGUGAAGUUUAGUGGCAGGAUGACUGCAGUCAAGUAACCUGCCAACAGUAGGGUUUACACAAGAGCAAUAACCAAUUGUAUUAGCUAUACCUCAAGCCUGUUGGAUCCCCAUAAGAAACAGGAAGUGGUUCUGAAAAUGGAUUCUAUCCAAAUUUGGGUGUAAUCCCAAAGCACCCAUACAUGGACAACGAGGCACACAUUUAGGCUGUGGAUACUUGGUUAUCAUUGGUGAGCUGUGGUCAGUUAUAACUAUUGGGGGAAUGAGGUUGCUGGUGGGAAGGAAGAUCUGGUUCUGAUGCCAGUUUUAAUGAGUUUAGUUUAAGUGUUGGGGUGUGGUGAAAUGCAGUUGGAUUAGGGUGUAACAAGGGGUCUGGGGAGCCUGCAGAUUUAUGCAGGAGGAAUAUUCCUUGAAACCUGGUCAUCUCCCAAGCACCUGAAGAAAUAGACCAUAGUAUACAAGGCACAUUCUGCACAACUUCGUUUAGUAAAGGACAGCUUGAAGCACUAGUUGAGGGCCUGACUUGCAAAUGCAAAGGAACUACUGUCUUCGGGCAAGCUCCCUGGACUUGGAUUUAAGAGUCAUAACCAAUGUGGUAGCUGGCACAGAACACGUGCAAAUGCUGCCUACUAAUUUGAGACCUCAGCCAUUUUACAAUUUUAAAACAGACAUAGCACAAUCCAAUUCUUAGACCCCUAUAUUUAGGGCAUUGCGAAAUAAAAGCAAUUAUUGCAAUCUUUUUAAAUAAAGUUUAAUUCCCAGUGAUGUUAUUUUGUACUUAAAAUUUUGCCAAAGAAAAAUAUUUUUAAAAUUCUGCAUGGGUAUGGAGUAUACAUUUUAUGAAUAGUUGUAUCCAGAUUCUAAUGUGAAUGUUGCUCAGCUGUUUAUUAUAGGCUUGUGUCACACUGAAAUGUACAGACUGGGCAACCUGCUCAUUGUAACUGUCAUCAAUUAACUUCAUCAAGCUUUAGUUUCCAUUGGUUUUAAAGAUGAUCAAUUCUGGGAAUUGUGUGGAACAUUAAUAAUAUAGCUUUACAUUUCAAAACAUACUUGAAGCUUCAUCAUUAUAUUUUGUACACUAUAAACUAUUAAGGUAUUUAAUAUGGCAAUAUUCAGCUGUAUAUAGUUUAUAGAUACUGAAAGAAUUUACCUUUUAUGAAAUUGUAGAGGAAUAAUUUUAAAUGAUUUCUACUCCGAAAUGGAGUAAAUGUACUUGCAAAAGAACUUUGAGAAUUUUUAAAGAAUUCUGUAUUUUUGGGUCCCUUAGCCUAAUAUAGGGAAAGUACAGUUUGCUAGAUUUGCAACAGUUCUGCAUUAAUGUAAUAUUUCAGCAACCUGCCAACUUCAAAUAUUUUCUAUUAGGUGGGCAUAUUUAUUCCUCUUUCUCUCAAAUUGAUCCAAAUAUUCAGAAUUAGUAUUCUCAUUUGAGGUGAAGUGGGAAGCUGAGACUUUUAUCUGGAGGUCAAAUUACCACCAAACCAAGAAAUCUUGAAGCCAAAGAUGAUAUAAGAAUGACCACUAAUAACCUGUGCUCACUUGAUGUAAACAGAGAUGUAAAUGUGCUUUAUGAAUAACAAUAAAACACUAUUUACAUGGAACUCGAUAUGCAGAAUCUUUUGAAGAUGUUUUGGGAAUUACAAUCAUGCAUUAGUUGGAUAUUGUUAAAUAUUCUUAUUGCUGGUUGUUUCUGAAAUGCCAAUAACUGUGCAAGAAAAUAAAGGAGUUCGCUUUAUCAGAGAAUCUGAGUCAGGUUCUUCAACUGGCAUAAAACCAAUGGAAAGGUUGGUGGCUUUGAAAUCAAAUGUCAACAGUUUUUUGGAGACCUGGUGUCUUCAAACCUCUGUCUACAUUGGAUUUGGAUUUUCAAGCUGAGUCCUUCACCCAUUACUUUUUUAUUUUGAAAGACACUUUAAACUUUUAGGACCUAGGAGGAUGGAUGGGCUGUCGAUUUCUGGUUUUCUGGUUAUAAGGUGUAGAAGAUUGCGAUCUCACAUUAUAUUGAUCCUAACAGAGCUGACAAUGGGAAUUGUUCUCUCUGGUAUCAAAGCAUCAGUGGGUUCUGAUCUUCUACUCCCAAACCCUCAGGAUGAUGGUGUUGAGCAAGGUCCAGCUAAGUGAUUAUGAAAUCCAGCAGCUGGGAUGCAAAAAGUGUCAUUAUAUGGGACUGAGCAACCAACAAUAGCUGAGCCAAGAAUUUCUACUAGCUGCCUUUGCAGAAAUAUAUCCAUUGACUGCACAAGAUGUAUUCUGGUUUCCUAAAGGGAUCUUCCCCAUCCCUUUUCCUAGUUUUAUUGCCCCCACCAGUGCAGCCAAUAAUCCUUCAAUGUUUUUCUUCCUUUUGCUGAAAGUGAAGUCUAAAAUUCCAUGAAAAAUAAAAAGUCAGAAGUAAUCAGCAAGGAUUUCCCUCAGUGGUAGCACAUCCAUAGAGCCAUAGUUGUACACCACAGGAACAGGUCCUUCAGCCCACCAUGUCCAUGCUGCCCUCUAUAUCUAUCUAUACCAAUUCCAUUUACCAACAUUAGGUCCAUAGCCUUCUAUGCCUUGGUAAUUUGAGUACUUGUUUAAAUGUUUCUUAAAUUUUGUGAAAGUAUCUGUCUGAACCACCUCCAGGUAGUACAUUCUAGACUCCAACCACCACCUAUGUUUUUUUAAGAAAAAUCCUCAACUGCCCCCCCCCCCCCCCCCAAUCCCCUCUGAACCUCUUACCUCUCACCUUAAACCUCUGCCUUUUUGUCUUAGAUACCUGCACUGUUCUUUCUGAUACUAUCUCAGUUUUAAGCCUUGGUCUACAUAAGCAGACAGCAAUGAAGGUGGCCUCCUUUUAUUUGACCACCUGAAGAGCCAAAACAUACAAGCCAUGAAUCAAAAGCUAGGAAGUGGGAACAGUGUAAAUAAGCUAUUUCUGGCCAGUAAGGGACAAUGACCUCUUUUGCUGUGAAUUUCUGAUCCUUGUUCUUAAACUAAAAAGAAGAAAACAUUAUGGAGGAUUAUACUAUGUUCAGUAGGGAUAGUAGAGCCAGAAAUAUCACUCUAAACCAGCACCUAUUCGUUCACUAAAUAUACCUUCAAAGGCAAGAUGAUCACUGUCAUACCUCCCCGCAACACUCCUUGUGUGUGGAGCUUGUGUAAUGCACUCUGGAGUGCAAUCAAUAGUAGCAUCCCAUUGGGGAUUGAUAAGUUCCUUGACCUUUGCACAAGUGAUAUUGCUGAAGAAUAACAUUUUGCUUUGCAUUGAAAUAUAAUCCAAGUGCAGGCGAUCUUUGGUUGAAACACAAGAUAAUCUGUCAUAGUCACUCACUUUCGGCUGUGCACCUACUGUGUAAAGCCAUGGUCAACCUAUUUCCAGGAAAAGGUUUUGUUUAGUUCAUUAACCAAGAGCAAUGGGGGAAUUAGAACCACAGGUCAGAUCUGCCACAUUGUUAUGUCCCCUAACCAGGGACUGGUACAUGCAACUAUGGCAAGACCCUCAAGAUGCUGGCUCAACUCUUCCCUUUCUUGGUGCAUUGAUGCAGGCAUUAUGUAAUGGCAAACGUAUGCAGACUCUCCCAUCUAAUGGAAAAAGUUCACAGGCUUAGUUGUUUGUAUCCCUGUUUUAUUCUUGCGGGAACCUAGAGAUGUGACAGCAUAGCUGGUUGUGCUGCAUCAAGAACAUAUUUGGACGCGCACUGCUCUAUCCAUUCCAUGUGGUGUAGAGUGCCAUUGGUCUUAUGCUGAAAGAAAGAGGCCCACUAACCUAAUCUGGGAUGUUGCUUUUGCUUUCUUCUUUAUGUUUUAAUUCAAUAUUGCAUUGUUUUGACACUGUAUAUUUUGUAUUUUGCUGUUUAGCUGCUUGCUAAAUGUGUGUGUGUUGAUAAUGUGACUGGGGUACAUGUCCAAGGUUAAAUGGCAUGCCAGUUCAGUGGCUUUUAUACAAAUCUGUUAUCUUUCCCUCCACAUAUAUAC
Pristis pectinata (smalltooth sawfish) is the source of this 7013-nucleotide messenger RNA. RefSeq names its product dual specificity mitogen-activated protein kinase kinase 3. NCBI's taxonomy places the organism in Eukaryota, Metazoa, Chordata, Chondrichthyes, Rhinopristiformes, Pristidae. Gene Ontology annotation, biological process: protein phosphorylation; MAPK cascade. The transcript has 10 exons. Gene Ontology annotation, molecular function: MAP kinase kinase activity; ATP binding. The coding region runs from base 145 to 924 and encodes 259 amino acids. The record is from RefSeq and is a predicted model, not a curated record.